CGGCGGCAGACUGCUUUCAUCUCAGCCUUGGUUCCCCUAAAUAAGUGAGGAAGUCUACAUGUGAGGAGCAAGCGGAGGCAAGGGCUCAUCUCUCGCGAGGAACGACGCCGUUAUCGGAAUCUCUACAAACAACACGAGAAUUCAUCAUUCACACGUUGUGAACAAUGUCUGCACAAGAGUUGGGUGAAAUUGUGCAAAUAACAGUGGAGGACUUUAACCAAGAAGACCGGACAGAGAUGCUUGACAAUCAUGAAGAAGAUGAAGAAAAGCCUCCAAAGAAAAAGAGGAAAUUAAGCAACAGCCAAGAGAAUAACAACAACCAAGACAUAUCUUUUAUAAAGAACAUGUUGGUCUCAUUCACUGCAUCAAUCAGCAAUCGACUGGAGGGAAUUGAAUCAAAGUUACAGGCUCUGGAUGCUACAUGCAAAGCUCUUGGACGCAAACUAGACAGCAUGGUGCCCUCUGCAAAGAGUCCAAUCCAGGUUCCUAUGGUUGCAGGGUCUCCUCAGGGGGCCACUCAGACGUGGAACAAAGUGCGCUGUGUUGUUCCACAAACAAAUGUGAUAGUGAGCAGUGAGCACCCGAAGGGCACUCCUAGUCAAGAAGAAACCCCUCUGGAGAAUCUGCUCAGCAACACAGUGACCAGGAAGCGUCAGAACACAAUCCUGGUAAAGGUGCCUGGCCCUGAGGAGAGUCAGGAAGAACAGGAAAGUGGCUCAGAAGCCAGUGACACUGUUUCUAAUGGUGGCCAUUCCAGCGGUGUGCAAAAUGGCCCAAAUGUCACACUCAUCACACUCAAUUCAGAAGAUGAUUAUCCAGCAGGCACCUGGCUGGGAGAUGAGAACAACCCAGAGAUGCGAGUUCGUUGCCCAGUGUCUCCAGCUGACAUGCUCCAUAUCACCACAAACUGCCGCACAGCAGAGAAAAUGGCACUGACGCUGCUGGACUACCUGUUUCAUCGAGAGGUCCAGGCCAUGUCAAACCUCUCUGGCCAGGGAAUACACGGCAAGAAACAGCUGGACCCACUCAUGAUCUAUGGCAUUCGCUGCCACUUGUUCCACAAAUUUGGCAUCACCGAGUCAGACUGGUACCGCAUUAAGCAAAGCAUUGAUUCAAAAUGUCGCACCGCCUGGAGGCGCAAGCAGCGUGGCCAGAGCCUGGCUGUCAAGAGCUUCUCCAAACGCACACCUCGCAGUACAUCCACGGAGGGAGGCAUGGCAGAAGAAACGGCUCACAUUGAGACCGCCACCCAGCAGACCUUGCACUACACACUGGCCAAUCAACAAGUCCAGUUUCACCGUAUUGGCGAGGAUGGACAAGUUCAGGUGAUUCCACAGGGUCAGCUGCACAUCGCCCAGGUGCCACAAGGAGAGGAGGUGCAGAUCACACAGGACAGCGAGGGAAAUCUCCAGAUCCACCAGGUGCAUGUUGGUCAGGAUGGACAGGUGCUACGUGGGGCUCAGCUCAUCGCGGUGGCAUCAGCUGAUGGCGGGGCCACAGCAGUAGAGGGCUCCCCCCUCCCCCCUGACAUCCAAGUGCAGUACGUCCAACUAGCCCCUGUCGCAGAUCACACAGCUGCCGUACAGGCUGCUGAGCUGGCCCCGGCCUUGCAGGCGGACAUAGAGGUGAAAGAGGCCAUCCAGGGCGCCAUCCAGGGAGAGAACGGCGAGGUGGUCCAGAUUGUCACCUCUGUGGCCACCUGAGAGCCCCGUCCUGUUCGACACAGCCCUGAACUCUGCUCCGCAGCAUGGCCUGACGAGUCUCAACGGAACAUCAGAAGUCGACAAAUGCACACAUUCUGACGAGCACUUAAGUCAGAGAGCGUUUUUUUAACAAGUACUAAAGGUCACUGUCGAAACACAGGGAAGAAGCAUUUUUCAGUUUUUUGUUUUCCCUUGCAAACUCCUCACUCCGUUGCCAACCGUAUGUCGCAAUAUGGAAAUGUUCACAGAGAACUUGAAAAGACCAUGAUACUCUAAAAAAUCAACUGUGGUCUUUCUGGUGUUUUCAUCACCAGAAGGACCUGGCCCACCGCAGAAUACACAGUGGGAUUAUUGACUAUCCAGGGAGGACGCUGCUUAUGCAGACCAUCACCCUGCCACUUCAUCAGCACACACGCUUGUUUACAUCAACUUUGGAAAAUAGUGGAGUUAUUUGGAGUUAAGCCGCUUGGCUAACCCCGAAACCCCCAUGAGGGUUUGUAAAACCCCUAAAUCCCACCUCAAACAACCAGUACUGUGCUCCUUUUCUCGUCAUUUCUUGUCACGGUGGACAGCAGUGGAAAGUAGAUUUAGCUGAGCACAGCUACUCUUGGUUGUGAUUAAUUUGGUUUCCUGUCACUCUCCAUGAUUCAGUCCAUACUAUGUCUCCCGGCUGUGAGCGCUGCCUUCCUUUACUUUGCUCUUUCUUGUUUUCAUUCUGCUUUAGCCGCACAGCUUUGUUUGUUUGUUUGAUUUAUCUAAUUGUAACAUGCCGAAAUUUUUGGGCAGCUUUAAUUUUGGAGGUAGAAGACCAUGAAAUAGAAGAGAUGGUGCCAGUGGUAGACAGCACAAGUUGCUUGUAGAAAACCAACGAAACCUUGAAGUUGUUUAUUUCCCCCAGUUUUGUCUCUGUGAAAGAUACAUUCAUGUGAAUAAAAACAUGUUUGUGGUUGCCAUAAAAGUGUGUUUUUAUUUUGGUUUCUCACUGUAUUCGCUCUUUAUUUCCAUCAACCGUGGUCGUCAAAAUGGCUUCAAAGAUUUUCAAGACAUGACUUUGCUUUCAUCCAUUGCACAAAGACAGUUGAAGAGAGCGUGAAAUGAUAGUUUGGUUUUGAGGUCUUGUUUCAUGUUGAGCUUAUUUAUUUACUAUUGUUGAAGUAAACAUGUAUCUAGUCAACUUUAAUAACCAUACCAUAAGGCUACUGUAUUGUCAGCAAUCCUGACCUUUUGAGCGAAGCUUUUACAUGGACUCAAUAAGGUUUUUGUCAAAAGAUAAAGUAUUGCAUUUCAAGAUCCACUCUAUAUGCUCACUGCAUGCUUAUGUUUUCCUGUCAUGAGACACUGAGAAUGUGUUGUUGUGUUGUGUUGGAGUGAUGCUCUGCUAAUGAUGAAUAUCCCUGCAGUCAGCAAUAAAAGAGAUAAGCAAGACACUCUGGGACUGUGUGUUGGUUUGGGGAAGUUUUCCCAUGCUCGGUGUGAUGUAAUAGUGUAUUUUGGAGUAGGGGGAAAAGAACCAGGCGACAAAAUGAACUUGAUAAAACAACAUGCACGGUCUUGGCUGCUUCCUCUUGUUUCCUUUCAGUCUGUUGUUGCUGUCUCUGACCCGCUUUACGCUCCCUCCUCAUCUCGCCCAGCUCUCUUACAUAUUCCUCUUCUCCCACUCAACUUGUGUUUUCCUCUUUCUCCUUUGGAAGCCGCGUUAAAGUCCAUUUUAAUCCAAAUUUAAUUGGAUAGACUGGUGGGUCCAUCCCUUUAAAAUAAUCUUGAUGUAGCUGAGUCAAAAUGUUGGCUUGGACAACUGUCUCUCCCCCAGUGACCCCCUCCAUUAAAUCUUGGACUUGGAAAGGAACAGACCCUGCUCGUAACGGCCUUUUGCUCUUCACUUUUACAACCCCUGGGCUCCAUCCAGGAGCUGGAGAGGUUACCAUAGUGACGGGCCCUCUCUCUGGCUGCCUCUAAGAUAACCUGCUGAAAACAGAAAUGAAUGAUAGAUGGAGAGAUGAGAUUGUUUGGAAGCGGACGGCAUGUUUGAGGAGAAGGAGUGGAGUGAUGAACAGAGACCAGGCGGUGUAUCUUUCCCUUCCUUCUCUCAGCAGCUCUGUGUUCUCCUGCAGUCACGGCCGCUCUGCUGGCAUCUGCCUCAACAUGCAAGUACUAACCUCUGCAGCUCGCCCUGGAUUUUACUUUGCCUGCAAAAUUUCCGCUCUUGCUCAAACUUUUUUACAAGGCUGGAGGAGUUAUCUCAGGACGUGUAAAGAUGAGUGAACAUAUUUGUUGGAGCAAAAAUGUCCAAACAGAAUGUGUCUCAAGCAUCAUAAAUCAGCAACUGUUAAUCUUGAGGAAACAAAGCUCCCCACAUCCAGAAUUUAUCUGUUUCAUGCCAGCGGACAGAUUAAAGCAGCACAGUGGUGUCACAGUCCACAGGGUGUACACAUUUUUUUUUUCUCACUUGCUGAAUAUUCCAAAAGGUCAUGAGGAAGGCAUGAAAAGUUUGUCUUGAGAAACAUCUCUGCUGUUUGAUUGUUUCCUGUUGCAUGCGAGCGCAGCGUGUUUAGCUUUAUAUAGACAUUAAAUUAUGGGGAUUCUGGAUGUAUAUGCGGCUCUGUUCUCAAAUUAGAUCGCAGCAUUUAGGGGAAGCUUAGCAACGUGACUGUUGUUACAUGCAUCAUAAAAUGGAAAGAGCUGCUGGAAGUCAGUUUAUGGGAUGGUGAGCAUCCAAAAAUUGUAGCUAUGGUCAAUAAUUUAACUGCCCUUUUGGUUGCUCAAUAAAAGAUGACAAGCUGUUGAAAAAAA
Messenger RNA from Epinephelus lanceolatus (giant grouper), 4493 nucleotides. RefSeq names its product BTG3 associated nuclear protein (gene banp). Gene Ontology annotation, biological process: protein localization to nucleus; negative regulation of protein catabolic process. Gene Ontology annotation, molecular function: DNA binding. NCBI's taxonomy places the organism in Eukaryota, Metazoa, Chordata, Actinopteri, Perciformes, Serranidae. The record is from RefSeq and is a predicted model, not a curated record.